AUGAAUUUCAAUAAAAAUAGAAAAGUCACUUUAUUUCAGAUCCUAGGGAGAGACAGAAUGAAUAAGAAAUCAUCAUCACAACACAAGAAGUCUAAUACUACUGAUCAUGUAUAAUUGCCAUAAUUAUAUGACAAUUUCCUAACCGAACACAGAAUACAUCUUGGACAAUAGAAAUAAUUCAAAUCUAUCAAAAUUCAAGAUGAUUUUCCACCCAACUAAUCUUUAAGUGUAUCAGCUAGAUCUCCAGUUAGAUUAUAAAGCAUAUUGCAAUCAGGUUAAAUGAAUAUCAAAAUAGACUAAUUGCUAAACCGGAAGAAGUAUGUGAAGUCCAGUAUACACGUGAAGUUACACUGA
Paramecium octaurelia is the source of this 354-nucleotide messenger RNA. The record is from the annotation of a GenBank genome assembly. NCBI's taxonomy places the organism in Eukaryota, Ciliophora, Oligohymenophorea, Peniculida, Parameciidae.